AUGUCGCUUCCUGAUAGAUCAGUUGAAGCUGGACCAAGUCGAGUCAGACCAUCUACCCCGAAAAGAAGGGUGCAUAUGGUUUCGAGUUCAAAUACACCUCUCACUCCGGCUCAAGAUGAAGAAGGUGAUAAUCCCCGAACAGAUUUGACUUGUUCUUCUUCCGUCAUCAGUGCGGUCCCCGGAGCUGCUAAUGGAGCUGGUCCCAGUCAAGGCGAUGGAGAAGGUGACGAAGAUGGUGAUGAAGAGAGAAUGGAUAUCAAAUUGAUACAAAGUUUCGCAGACAAAAUCCAACAUUUACCUUCAUCAUCAGAUUCAACCGAUCAAACAUCUCGAAGUAAAAUAACAAUACCUAGACGUGGUGAAAAAGAUUUCGAACCAUUAUCUGAAACUGUCAAUUUACAGGAAAUGAUGUUACAGAAAUCUCGUGAAGCUUUGUUUAACGCUUUAGUGGGUGUAAGAGGUGGUCACAGCAAAGCAAUCUCUCACGCAAUCAUGACACCUUCCAAUCCUUUUCCAAGAGUAAAAAUAGUCCAUGGACAUUUGUUCGAUACUAUAGGAAUGUCAGUAAGGACUCCUACCCCUUCUACUUCAACUUCCAAUGGCGAGAAAGGAAAAGGUAAAAGCCAAUUACAAUUAUUACCUGAAGAAGCUUUAUAUUUGUUGGAAAGAGGUACUUUACAAAUUUGGUUAUCUAAUGAUCUCACUGUUGAACAAUUGGAAAACGGUUUUGGUGAAUGGUCAGAGGAAGAGUAUGGUAUUAAAGGUGCUAUUGAAUUAAGUGUAAGAGAUGGAUUUGCUGCUUUCAUAGGUAGAGAAGGAUUAACUUGGGAGAGGUAUCAAGCAUACGCAUAUUUGAAGAGAUUGGGUUAUACAGUAUAUCGAUCAAGACAAUUCAUACCUUCUGAAUUCCUCAUUGACUCAUCAUCUACCAACAUAUCCAAAUCAGAUGUAAAUAUGAAUGAACAAUUUCCUGGUGAAGCCCCAUUCCGAACGUGGUGGUUAAAUAUCCCAGGAUGGAUUAAAACUUUUUUAUCAUACAUUAAAAGAAAUAUUGGAGGUUUAGCUAGGAAAGUUGGUAAUGUUGGUUUAUGGACUGAUGGAAGGUUUAAUGGAACUUUAUUAAAUGAUUGGAAAGGUGAUACGUACCAAUCAAUAUUCAAACAUCUUCGAAUCAUACCUCAAGGACAUUCUCAAUCACUUCCUCUUAGACCUAAACCUGAAGCCACAGAAUUAGCUUAUGAUCCAUUAAAACAUAAUCCAUAUUUACCAUUUUAUCAUAUUUGGAAACCUUCCGCCCCAUUCACUAAAAGAGGUUGGGAUAAAGGUAGUCAUCAAGGUUUGAUUGAUUGUCCUCCGAGUUAUUACGCCGCUGUAGUAGAAUCAAGAAAUACACCUCUACCUACAAUCCAUCAAUUAGAUGAGAUAUUCAAUUCACUACCUGAUGAACCAAAAGGUCCAAUUAAGAAAGUUGGUCCACAAUAUAUUCGACCACCUAGACCACCGAGACCUUCUCAGAACUCCCAAAAUCAACAACAAGGAGGGCAAAACACCUCAUCGAAAUCGACUUCAUAUCUAUAUUCUUUCCUCCAUACAAUCGGAUUAGACAAGUACAUCAGCUCACCCUCGAAGGAUAAGAGACCUGGAUCACAAACUCCUUACGUCAAUAUCCCCGCUAUAAGAAAUGGUGAUAGAGCUUUCAUAGUUGCUGUUAAUGAUAGUGGUAAUACAGGUUGGAUAAGAUUCGGUAGAUCAGGUUUCGCAGAAUUUGCACCAAUCUAA
Molecule: messenger RNA, 1779 nt
Organism: Kwoniella shivajii
Lineage: Eukaryota; Fungi; Basidiomycota; Tremellomycetes; Tremellales; Cryptococcaceae
Exons: 6
Coding region: 1-1779 (592 amino acids)
Biological process (GO): tRNA-type intron splice site recognition and cleavage
Cellular component (GO): tRNA-intron endonuclease complex
Source: RefSeq, a predicted model, not a curated record